CAGAAUUUCAAACCGGUGCGUUGCAGCAGCAGCAGAGCAGUUGCCUGAGCUAAGCCCGACCUCGCCAUGUCUGGGGAGCUGGAGAUCAUGGAAUCGCAGGUGAUGUGGGAGCCGGACUCGAAGCGCAACACCAAUAUGGACCAGUUCCGGGCAGCGGUAGCUGCUGCUUACGGGAUUCCCCUGGCCAACUACAAUGAAUUGUACCAUUGGUCGGUGAAUCACUAUGCAGAUUUCUGGGCAGAAUUUUGGAGGUUUAGUGGGAUCGUCUUCUCCCGCCUUUAUGAUGAGGUGAUUGACCCUUCCAAGGGCAUUGCAGAUGUUCCGGAGUGGUUUAAAGGCAGCAGGUUGAACUAUGCAGAAAACCUCUUAAAGCACAAAGAAAACGAUAAAAUUGCGCUCUAUGCUGCACAGGAAGGCAAGGAAGAGAUCGUGAAGGUGUCUUUUGAAGAGCUGAGGCAGCAGGUCGCUCUCUUCGCAGCAGCCAUGAGGAAGAUGGGUGUGCAAACAGGAGACAGAGUUGUCGGCUACUUGCCCAAUGGCAUCCAUGCAGUAGAAGCAAUGUUGGCCGCAGCGAGCAUUGGCGCCAUCUGGAGUGCGACGUCACCGGACUUUGGCAUCAACGGUGUACUGGACAGAUUUUCCCAGAUUCAGCCCAAGUUGAUCUUUUCUGUUGAAGCUGUCAUUUACAACGGGAAAAAACACAACCACUUGGAAAAGCUUCAGAACGUCGUAAAGGGACUCCCAGAUCUAAAAAAAGUUGUGGUGAUCCCAUACGUUUCCUCGAGAGAAUCUGUAGACAUUUCCAAAAUUUCGCACAGCGUCUUUCUAGAAGACUUUCUUGCAGCGGGGAAGGGAGACCGCCCCCAGCUGGAGUUCGAACAGCUUCCUUUCAGCCACCUUUUUAUCAUGUAUUCAUCUGGCACAACAGGAGCUCCGAAAUGCAUGGUUCACUCAGCAGGGGGGACGUUAAUUCAGCAUUUGAAAGAGCACCUCCUCCAUGGUAACAUGUCCAGCAGUGACAACAUCAUGUACUACACAACAACUGGUUGGAUGAUGUGGAACUGGCUGGUUUCUGCUCUCGCUGUUGGUGCAUCUGUGGUUCUGUAUGACGGAUCGCCGCUCGUUCCAUCCCCCAAUGUCCUCUGGGAUUUGGUUGACCGACUAGGUAUCACCAUCCUUGGGACAGGUGCCAAAUGGCUGGCGGUGCUGGAAGAGAAGAACCUUAAACCAUGUGAAACGCAUAACCUCCAAACGCUCCACACCAUCCUGUCAACUGGCUCACCCCUCAAGCCUCAAAGUUACGAGUACGUCUACAAACACAUAAAGAGCAGUGUUCUGCUGGGAUCCAUAUCAGGAGGCACAGAUAUAGUUUCCUGCUUUAUGGGUCAGAAUGUGUCCAUUCCAGUGUACAAAGGUGAGAUCCAGGCACGGACUGGAAUGGCAGUGGAAGCCUGGAACGAUGAAGGCAAGCCAGUUUUGGGGGAAAGUGGAGAGCUGGUCUGCACCAAGCCUAUGCCCUGCCAGCCAACACACUUUUGGAACGAUGAGAAUGGAAACAAGUACAGGAAGGCUUAUUUCUCGAGAUUUCCAGGUGUCUGGGCUCACGGUGACUAUUGCAAGAUCAACCCCAAGACAGGAGGCAUCGUCAUGCUUGGCCGCAGUGAUGGCACUCUGAAUCCAAGUGGUGUGAGGUUUGGGAGUUCUGAGAUCUAUAACAUAGUGGAAGCUUUUGAGGAGGUUUCGGACAGCCUCUGCGUCCCUCAGUACAACAAAGACGGUGAAGAAAGGGUGAUCCUUUUUCUAAAGAUGGCCACCAACCAGGAGUUCAGCCCAGAUUUGGUGAAACGCAUCAGGGAAGCGAUCCGCGUUGCACUCUCUGCCCGGCAUGUUCCCAGCCUCAUUCUGGAAACUGAAGGCAUUCCGUACACAAUAAAUGGGAAGAAAGUUGAAGUGGCUGUCAAACACAUUAUCGCAGGGAAGGAAGUGGCUCAGCGGGGCAUCUUCUCCAAUCCCGAGACCCUGGACCUUUACCGAGACAUUCCUGAGCUCCAGAACUUCUGAAGGAAUCUGCCUUUUCCCCAUCUCUGUGUUUGUUUGUGUGUGUGCGUGUAUGAGUGUAUGGUUUUGUACUGUGUAUAUAAUAUGUAUAUGGACACUGUAUGCAAAAGAAACUAUUUAAGCAAUGGUGUUUCUUUUGAAAAAGGAGAAACACUGUUUUGAUCUGCCAAGUGCUUCAUGAAAAGGAUCUAGCUUGCCUCUUUUCAGAUGCAGCUGGGUACAGAGACUUUUUAAAUGACCUACACUAAAAAAAUGUGUCUUCUGGUUUGAAUUUUAUCUUUUAAAAUCGAGGAAAUAGGGUGGUAGGCAUAUAUACUGUUUGAUUAUGGUUGGAGGUGGGGCACCUGUUUCCCCCAAGAUGCUGUUAGACUCCAACUCCCAUCAGCCUCAACCAGCAUGGUUAAUUGUCAGGGAUUAUAGGAGUUGUAGUUCAGCAACAUCUGGAGGGCUGCAUGUUCUCAUUCCUGGUUAUGGUUUAAAACUGCUCAAGAUUCUAGGAAACUACUGGUGGCUUUUCAGUGGGAAGACUGUUUUUCAUGCUUGCUUUACUGCUACUGUUCUUUACUUGAGGUUUUUUAGGCAAUGGGGAUGUUGAGUGUGAUAGAGAGAGUGCAUUCUCAGUGGUGAUAGUGCCCAGUAGGCUUAGAUAAGAGCAUUCUGAAGAACCGAGGGUGUUUUCCUUAGACCACAUCCCCCAAUCCUCAACAAGAGACAGGGGACUGAUCUGUCACUGACAAUUGCAUGUGGGAAGGUUUCCCAGAUGCAAGGAAGUGUUCACAACAGCUGGAUUCAGUUUAUUUUUACUUACUCUUUUUAAAUAAAGAGAUUGUCUUCUGGGUCUGUGUUUAAAACUUUUUUAUUUUUUAGAAAUACCUCUUUUUAAGAUUACCUUUUAAGACUACUUUUGGACAACUGCUUCCAUCGGAACCAGCCAGAAAAACAUCUGGAGAGCAUCAGUUUGGCAAAGGCUGUUCUGGAACAGAGCACAGAUUUGUUGCCACUGUU
Molecule: messenger RNA, 3063 nt
Organism: Lacerta agilis (Sand lizard)
Lineage: Eukaryota; Metazoa; Chordata; Lepidosauria; Squamata; Lacertidae
Gene: AACS
Product: acetoacetyl-CoA synthetase
Biological process (GO): lipid metabolic process; positive regulation of insulin secretion
Cellular component (GO): cytosol
Molecular function (GO): acetoacetate-CoA ligase activity
Source: RefSeq, a predicted model, not a curated record